This is a messenger RNA of Antechinus flavipes (yellow-footed antechinus), 6821 nucleotides long. RefSeq names its product complement receptor type 1-like. The record is from RefSeq and is a predicted model, not a curated record. NCBI's taxonomy places the organism in Eukaryota, Metazoa, Chordata, Mammalia, Dasyuromorphia, Dasyuridae.
GUGAAUGUCUGGAGGCUCUGAGCAUCUUCCCUGUCACCUGUCUCCUUGUGGUCAGACCUUGAGACCUCGCGGGGGCGAGCAGCAUGGGCGCCGCUCUGCUCCUCUGGGGCUUGUUGGCUCUCCUCACACCCGGCAUCUGCGAUCAAUGUCUCUCCCCACCAAGGUUAAAUUUUGCAAUACCAAAAUAUAACUCCAAAUCUGUGUUUAACAUUGGAGAUGCUUUGACUUUUGAAUGCCUCCCUGGAUACAUGUCAAAAAUGUUUCAAAUCACCUGCCUGAAGAACGCAACAUGGUCCAGUGUAGAUGACAGCAUAUGUAAACGCAAAUCAUGUAGGACUCCUGCAGAGCUCCUCAAUGGAAAGGUGCAAAUAAUAAACACCCUGUUUGGUUCAACAAUUAAAUAUUCUUGUGAUGACGGAUAUCAACUUAUUGGCCACUCAUCCAACCAGUGCAUCAUCUCAGAAAAUACUGUCAUUUGGGAGAAUGAAGCACCUCUAUGUGAAUCUAUUCGUUGUGAGCUACCUCCUGCCAUUCCCAAUGGAAGAUAUAAAAGCACUAAUGAAUAUUUUCAAUAUGGUAUGGUAGUAUCCUAUGAAUGUAAUACUGGACCUAGAGGAGAAAAGCUAUAUGACCUGGUGGGUAAUAAAACAUUAUACUGUACUAGCAAAGACAAUAAAGUUGGAAUCUGGAAUAGUCCUCCACCUCAAUGCAUUACUCCAGCCAAGUGCCAGACCCCAGUAAUUGCCAAUGGAAGAAGAGUGGGGGGCUUCAAACGUAUCUUCUCAUUAAAUGAUGCUGUCCUAUUCGAGUGUCAUCCUGGCUUUACUAUGAAGGGCAGCAAAAUAGUGCAAUGCCAGAGCAACAGCCAGUGGGAACCUGCAUUGCCAGUGUGCUUCAAAGGGUGUCUUCCACCUGAGAAGAUCUCCCAUGGUAACAUCAGCAACACUAAGGACUCUUUUUCCUUUGGAGAAAUUGUAUCCUAUGUUUGUGAGCCUGGCUAUUUUCUCAUUGGAACUGCUUUGAUUAAGUGUAUAGAGCCUGGGAAAUGGAACUCCCAAACUCCUAAGUGUGAAGUGAAAUCAUGUGAAAACUUAUUGGAUCAACUUCCUAAUGGCCAUAUUAUUUCUCGAUCCCCAAGCCUUGGAUCAAAGGUUUCCUUUGUUUGUGAUGUGGGGUUCUGGUUAAAUGGCAGCUCUUCGAGUACAUGUGUCCUAAGAGGAAUGACAGUCUUGUGGAAUAAUAAGAUUCCUGUCUGUGAACGGAUUCUUUGUGAUUCCCCUCUUCCCAUCAGCAAUGGUAGAUUUCCACCCCUUCCCUGGGAUAAAAAAGUUCCCUAUGGGACUACAAUAAGAUAUAGCUGUUUCAAGUCAUUCCGUAUGAUUGGAACCAAAAGUACUAUUUGCACAAGUAAAAAUCAAGUGAGUGGAGUCUGGAGUGAACCUGCCCCUCGGUGUGAAGCUUACAGUAGAACUACUCUUUGUCCUGAGCCAAAAGUCUUAGACAGACAUCUAAAGUUGAGGUCCCGACCUCCAUAUCGACAUGGUGACACCGUGAUAUUUGCCUGUGAUACCAACUUUACAUUAAAAGGCUACAGCACUCUCUGGUGCCAAGCAGAUAACAGAUGGGGACCAUCACCAAUGCCGACAUGUGAGAGUGAUUUUUCAUUAGAAUGUCCUUCACCUCCCAUAAUUCCUAAUGGUCAGCCUAGAAAUGGCCACAGUGGUCCAGUUGCUCCUGGCUUGUCUGUCACUUAUAGCUGUGAACCUGGCUACAUUCUUGUUGGAGAAAAGACCAUUCACUGUUUGUCUUCAGGAGUCUGGAACACCACUGCUCCCAAGUGUGAAGAGGCACUGUGUGAUCCUGUAAUAAAAUUCCCCAAUGGACAGGUAGAGAAACCUUCACAUCUACAGAUUGGGGCAGUCAUGACCUUUUCCUGUAAUAAGGGGUACCAUUUACAGGGCCAAGCUUCUAGUCAGUGUGUGCUUGCCAAGGAGGGCGUUGUUUGGACUAAGAUUCCAAUCUGCAUAAAAGUGUUUUGUCCUCCUCCUCCUGUAAUUGAAAAUGGGAAGUACACGGGUGGCUCUACAGAUGAUGUUCCAUUUGGAACCAGAGUAACUUAUGAAUGCAACGCUGAUCCAGAAAGAGGCAGGACAUUCAACCUCAUUGGAGAGCGCACCCUCCAGUGUAUACAUAACCAAGAGGGCACGGGGACGUGGAGUGCGGCUGCCCCUCGGUGCGAGCUUUCUGCUUCCCCUGUACAGUGCCUGAUUCCCACAGUCCCACAUGGCCGCACGAUAUCUGAACAGGGAGCCCCAUAUCUCUUAAAUGACACUGUGGCAUUUCUCUGUGAUCCUGGCUUUACCCUAAGGGGCAGCAGUCAGAUCCGCUGUAGUGCCAGUGGCACAUGGGAUCCCGAAGUGCCAGCCUGUGAAAAGGCAUGCCAGCCCCCUCCUGAGAUCCCCCAUGGGCAUCACACAGGCAGGAAUAUGGGAUUUUUGGACCCUGGGACAUCUGUAAACUACAGUUGUGAUCUCGGCUAUUCGCUGAUAGGAGAAGAGACUAUUCACUGUACUGCUGGAGGAGUAUGGAAGCCUUCUGUCCCUCUCUGUAAAGCAAUCCUGUGUCCUCCUCCUCCUGUAAUUGAAAAUGGGAAGUACACGGGUGGCUCUACAGAUGAUGUUCCAUUUGGAACCAGAGUAACUUAUGAAUGCAACGCUGAUCCAGAAAGAGGCAGGACAUUCAACCUCAUUGGAGAGCGCACCCUCCAGUGCAUACGUAACCAAGAGGGCACGGGGACGUGGAGUGCGGCUGCCCCUCGGUGCGAGCUUUCUGCUUCCCCUGUACAGUGCCUGAUUCCCACAGUCCCACAUGGCCGCACGAUAUCUGAACAGGGAGCCCCAUAUCUCUUAAAUGACACUGUGGCAUUUCUCUGUGAUCCUGGCUUUACCCUAAGGGGCAGCAAUCAGAUCCGCUGUAGUGCCAGUGGCACAUGGGAUCCCGAAGUGCCAGCCUGUGAAAAGGCAUGCCAUUCCCCUCCUGAGAUCCCCCAUGGGCAUCACACAGGCAGGAAUGUGGGAUUUUUGGACCCUGGGACAUCUGUAAACUACAGUUGUGAUCUCGGCUAUUCGCUAAUAGGAGAAGAGACUAUUCACUGUACUGCUGGAGGAGUCUGGAAGCCUUCUGUCCCUCUCUGUAAAGCAAUCCUGUGUCCUCCUCCUCCUGUAAUUGAAAAUGGGAAGUACACGGGUGGCUCUACAGAUGAUGUUCCAUUUGGAACCAGAGUAACUUAUGAAUGCAACGCUGAUCCAGAAAGAGGCAGGACAUUCAACCUCAUUGGAGAGCGCACCCUCCAGUGCAUACGUAACCAAGAGGGCACGGGGACGUGGAGUGCGGCUGCCCCUCGGUGCGAGCUUUCUGCUUCCCCUGUACAGUGCCUGAUUCCCACAGUCCCACAUGGUCGCAUGAUAUCUGAGCAGGGAGCCCCAUAUCUCUUAAAUGACACUGUGGCAUUGCUCUGUGAUCCUGGCUUUACCCUAAGGGGCAGCAGUCAGAUCCGCUGUAGUGCCAGUGGCACAUGGGAUCCCGAAGUGCCAGCCUGUGAAAAGGCAUGCCAUUCCCCUCCUGAGAUCCCCCAUGGGCAUCACACAGGCAGGAAUGUGGGAUUUUUGGACCCUGGGACAUCUGUAAACUACAGUUGUGAUCUCGGCUAUUCGCUAAUAGGAGAAGAGACUAUUCACUGUACUGCUGGAGGAGUCUGGAAGCCUUCUGUCCCUCUCUGUAAAGCAAUCCUGUGUCCUCCUCCUCCUGUAAUUGAAAAUGGGAAGUACACGGGUGGCUCUACAGAUGAUGUUCCAUUUGGAACCAGAGUAACUUAUGAAUGCAACGCUGAUCCAGAAAGAGGCAGGACAUUCAACCUCAUUGGAGAGCGCACCCUCCAGUGCAUACGUAACCAAGAGGGCACGGGGACGUGGAGUGCAGCUGCCCCUCGGUGCGAGCUUUCUGCUUCCCCUGUACAGUGCCUGAUUCCCACAGUCCCACAUGGUCGCAUGAUAUCUGAGCAGGGAGCCCCAUAUCUCUUAAAUGACACUGUGGCAUUGCUCUGUGAUCCUGGCUUUACCCUAAGGGGCAGCAAUCAGAUCCGCUGUAGUGCCAGUGGCACAUGGGAUCCCGAAGUGCCAGCCUGUGAAAAGGCAUGCCAGCCCCCUCCUGAGAUCCCCCAUGGGCAUCACACAGGCAGGAAUGUGGGAUUUUUGGACCCUGGGACAUCUGUAAACUACAGUUGUGAUCUCGGCUAUUCGCUGAUAGGAGAAGAGACUAUUCACUGUGCUGCUGGAGGAGUCUGGAAGCCUUCUGUCCCUCUCUGUAAAGCAAUCCUGUGUCCUCCUCCUCCUGUAAUUGAAAAUGGGAAGUACACGGGUGGCUCUACAGAUGAUGUUCCAUUUGGAACCAGAGUAACUUAUGAAUGCAACGCUGAUCCAGAGAGAGGCAGGACAUUCAACCUCAUUGGAGAGCGCACCCUCCAGUGCAUACGUAACCAAGAGGGCACGGGGACGUGGAGUGCGGCUGCCCCUCGGUGCGAGCUUUCUGCUUCCCCUGUACAGUGCCUGAUUCCCACAGUCCCACAUGGUCGCAUGAUAUCUGAGCAGGGAGCCCCAUAUCUCUUAAAUGACACUGUGGCAUUGCUCUGUGAUCCUGGCUUUACCCUAAGGGGCAGCAAUCAGAUCCGCUGUAGUGCCAGUGGCACAUGGGAUCCCGAAGUGCCAGCCUGUGAAAAGGCAUGCCAUUCCCCUCCUGAGAUCCCCCAUGGGCAUCACACAGGCAGGAAUGUGGGAUUUUUGGACCCUGGGACAUCUGUAAACUACAGUUGUGAUCUCGGCUAUUCGCUGAUAGGAGAAGAGACUAUUCACUGUGCUGCUGGAGGAGUCUGGAAGCCUUCUGUCCCUCUCUGUAAAGCAAUCCUGUGUCCUCCUCCUCCUGUAAUUGAAAAUGGGAAGUACACGGGUGGCUCUACAGAUGAUGUUCCAUUUGGAACCAGAGUAACUUAUGAAUGCAACGCUGAUCCAGAGAGAGGCAGGACAUUCAACCUCAUUGGAGAGCGCACCCUCCAGUGCAUACGUAACCAAGAGGGCACGGGGACGUGGAGUGCGGCUGCCCCUCGGUGCGAGCUUUCUGCUUCCCCUGUACAGUGCCUGAUUCCCACAGUCCCACAUGGUCGCAUGAUAUCUGAACAGGGAGCCCCAUAUCUCUUAAAUGACACUGUGGCAUUGCUCUGUGAUCCUGGCUUUACCCUAAGGGGCAGCAAUCAGAUCCGCUGUAGUGCCAGUGGCACAUGGGAUCCCGAAGUGCCAGCCUGUGAAAAGGAGUGUCCACCACCUCCUCAGAUAUCCCAUGGUCAGCACACAGGUCAGGAGAGAGACCACUUUGCUCCUGGCAUGUCUGUAAAUUAUACCUGUGAUCCUGGAUACUGGCUCCUAGGAAAUAAAUCCAUUUACUGUAUGUCUUCAGGAGUUUGGAGUCUUUCGGCCCCACAGUGUGAAGAAGCCUCAUGUGAACCCAUAGAAGAACAAUUGCAGUUACCCUCAGAUGGCAGUCCUGUGGUUCCAGUUAAUUCCUCUUGCCAUGAGGGGUACCAGUUAACUGGCCAUGUUUAUAAACUCUGUCGGAAUCCUGAAGCAGGGAAUAGGUUUUGGUUCCAAAAGAUUCCACUCUGUAAAGAAGCAAACUGUCACCUCCCAGAGUUAAUAAUUGGUGCCCACAAUGUGUCAACUAAAAAAUUAUAUGAUUUUGGAGCUAUCUUUACUCUGAAGUGUGAUGAAGGAUAUAUGCUAGAAGGCAGUCCUCAGAGCCAGUGUCAAGAAGAUCAUAGAUGGGACCCUCCUUUGGCAGUCUGUAAAUCACUCAAUUAUUCUUCCCUUCUAGGCUCCCAAGGUCCUCUUGUUCUCGGUGGCAUUUCUUUGGGUACAGUAUUACUUAUUCUAUUUGCUGGUGUCGCAUUGGCAAUAAUAUCAAAAUAUAAAGAAGGCAAUUAUUAUACUAAUGAAAAUUGUAAAGAAGUAGCUAUCCAUUUAGAGACACACGCAGAUUACAAUAAUGAUACUUACAGCUUCGCAACUUAACCAGAAGACUAAUAGCAGUUGCCAACUGAAUGCUGUGAAACUGGAGAGUGAUCUGGAAAGGCAGCUUUAAGCUGGAUUUGGAAAAAAAAACAACCUGCUUGUGAAACAUCAGAUAUCUUAGAAUCGAUUUUACAGAGGUGCAACUUUUAUCAAAACAUGAAUUUUCAAGUGGAACAAAGCAAGGUUUCCUUUUUUGUUGGAGGGGUGUUUUUUGUUUUUUGUUUUUUUUUUUUAAGUUGGGCUAGCCAAAUUCUGACUACCUUCUUUCAACCUGACCAUUCUGUUUGCUUUUGUUAUCAGCAUACUAUUAUUUGAACACUGAACUUGAGACAUGGUUUCAAUUAAAGAAAAAUGAUGAAACCUUUUUUCUAAGCAUAUUUGACUUUGAUCACUUAGAAGAAAGACUUACUUUAAAAAAAAUUAGAAGCUGCUUAAAACAGUUUUUUCAAUUAUAAAGAUAGCAUUUUGCUUUUUUUUUUCCUCAGGUUAAUAUUAGUUUAGUAUCUGCCUUGGGUUUCCCUAUGAUCCUGUGAUUCAUAAAAGUGAUGUCAAACAAUAAUUUAAUAAAAUUAUUAAGGAAAUGUUAUUAAGGAAGCAUUUAGAAGAGAGGAUAUUUUGAUGCUCCUUUAUUUGUAUUUCAAAAAUUGUAGUCUCUUAUUUUUAAGAAGUACUUUAUAUGAACAAAUAAAAAUUAUUUCUAUAGAA